CUUCUUUGUCUCGGACUCCAAACUUGUUGAAAAAAUAAUAAAUAAAUAACCAUCGAAGAGAAAAGUAUAAGAGCCUCAGGGACGGAAGAAAGAAUAUAUGCGAAACCGCGAAAAGAAAGCUCCAUCCACCACCACCACCCUUAUGUCUCCGCUACGAUCCAAUCCAAUCCCUUCCCUCCGAUGACUCUCCGCCUCCUUUUGAUCCGAUGUGACUCCUUCCCCCCCGUCCCCUCCCCUAAAUUGCUGUUGUUGUGUAGUGAGACAACCGUGAUAGCGAUUCCAUCGCCGGUUCCAAUCCCUUUUAUUGCCUGAUAGUUCUAACCCGAACCUUAGAUCCAGUUCUUCUUCUCCAUGGCCGACGCGUCCCCAAAGUUCAGGCCCCCGGACCUCCUGCCCCCUGCGCCCGCCGGCGAGCUCAGCGUCUCCCAUGACGGCCUCGACUUCUGGCAGUUCAUGGUCGCCGGCUCCGUCGCCGGCGUCGUCGAGCACACCGCCAUGUUCCCCGUUGACACCCUCAAGACACGGAUGCAGGCCGGCUCCCCGCCCUGCCAACCUCCUGUCGGCCUCCGCCAGGCCCUCCGCUCUGUCCUCCGCCUUGAGGGCCCCCUCGGCCUCUAUCGCGGCCUCGGCGCCAUGGGUCUCGGCGCCGGCCCCGCCCACGCUGUCUACUUCUCCGUCUACGAGAUCUCAAAAGAGUUCCUUUCCCAGGGGAACCCCAACAACUCGGUCGCCCAUGCCUCGUCGGGGGUUCUUGCUACUGUAGCCAGUGAUGCGGUGUUCACUCCCAUGGACACGGUGAAGCAGAGGCUGCAGCUCAAGAGCAGUCCAUACAAGGGGGUCGCCGACUGCGUCGGGAAGGUACUGAGGGAGGAGGGAUUCGGGGCUUUCUACGCAUCGUACCGGACCACGGUGCUGAUGAACGCCCCCUAUACGGCGGUCCACUUCGCGACCUAUGAGGCGGUAAAGAGGGGGCUGACGGAGGUUUCGCCUGACAGUGCCAAUGAUGAGAGGCUUGUCGUGCAUGCCACGGCUGGGGCCGCUGCUGGAGCCUUGGCGGCGGCAGUUACCACUCCUCUCGAUGUGGUCAAAACCCAGUUGCAGUGCCAGGGUGUUUGUGGUUGUGACAGAUUCUCUAGCAGCUCUAUACGAGAGGUUGUACGAACCAUAGUAAGGCGCGAUGGGUAUGUUGGGCUCCUGAGGGGAUGGAAGCCGAGGAUGCUUUUCCACGCUCCGGCGGCUGCUAUUUGCUGGUCUACAUAUGAAGCAUCAAAGUCCUUUUUUCAAGGGUUCAAUGACCGAAAGAGGCUUUCCUGAGAUUUAGUAGGAAAGAUAUAUUUUUCCCUGCCUUUUUUCUUCGCCCUUUGUCUUCGAGGAUAGCCGUUCCUCAAUCUUAUAUAGUGAUAUGCUUCCUUGGCCAAUCGAAAUAAGCAUCUUCCAUGGGUGCUGCUUUCUGUGCCAAGCAUAAUCGAUGUGGCUUGUUGUCCCCCCCCCUCUAUUUAAUGACAUUUAUUUGUAUAAUUUCUUGUUCAAAUAAUAUCGGUAAUAACUUUAUUAUGUGGAUGCAAGUUGCUUUGAUUUA
Molecule: messenger RNA, 1579 nt
Organism: Phoenix dactylifera (date palm)
Lineage: Eukaryota; Viridiplantae; Streptophyta; Magnoliopsida; Arecales; Arecaceae
Biological process (GO): iron import into the mitochondrion
Cellular component (GO): mitochondrial membrane
Molecular function (GO): ferrous iron transmembrane transporter activity
Source: RefSeq, a predicted model, not a curated record